Molecule: messenger RNA, 1820 nt
Organism: Tigriopus californicus
Lineage: Eukaryota; Metazoa; Arthropoda; Copepoda; Harpacticoida; Harpacticidae
Product: probable chitinase 10
Exons: 1
Coding region: 229-1773 (514 amino acids)
Biological process (GO): carbohydrate metabolic process; chitin catabolic process
Cellular component (GO): extracellular region
Molecular function (GO): chitinase activity; chitin binding
Source: RefSeq, a predicted model, not a curated record
GGCUUUAAAUAAAAAAAAAUGUCAAAAAUAACGUAAAUUUUACGUAGUUUAAUCUAUAACAUGUUAGAAUUUUAACUCUCAAUAUUACCUUUUAAGAAAUUUAUGAUGCUUUUAUGUGAAAGUGACAACUUUGUCUAAUCUUAUCCUCGACACCCGGUAUAAAGGCUCAAGUCAAGACUCAGAACAUCAUUGAAUUCUAAGCUUGUCUCGCGACAAGUACGUGUUAUUAUGAAGGAGUUCCAGGUCUUUACGUUAUGUCUGGCUUCUCUAGCCGUUCAGGGUGAACUCAUCUCAGGAUCAAAUGAGAGCUUAUUCAAAUAUCUAAUGGUGCUUCAAUUUUUCGUUCCAACUCAAGCAUUCGAUUGCACUCAAGUGAAUCAGGGUAUGCUACAUCGUGAUCCAACAGACUGCACCUCGUUUUACAUGUGUGACGGUCGUACUGCUCACAAAUAUACUUGUCCUUCCAACCUUGUCUUCAACCCGAAUUUCAAUGUCUGCGAUUGGGCCCAUAAUGUGAACUGCGAAUCUUCAACCACUGAAAAUCUGAUAUCGACUCAAACCACGUCCACUCCGUCAACCAUAAUUUAUUCCCGUUCAACAUCCAACACCAACCCAUCCCAAUCAACAACUGUCCAAACAAGGUCGACAACCAUGCCGACCGGCGGUUUUAUCCCCGGGAAAAAGGUGGUAUGUUACUACCCCAAUUGGGCGUAUUGGCGACAGGGCAUUGGGAAAUAUCAGGUCCGGGACAUUGACUUCAGCUUGUGCACCCAUGUCAUCUACUCUUUCGCUGUUUUGAGCCCCGACUACGAGAUUGUGGCUCACGACACUUACUUGGACAUGGCCUUUAAUUGGGGACUUGGCAACUACAGACUCUUUGACGGUAUGAGAGGUCGCUACCCCAAUACCAAGCUCAUGAUUGCCUUGGGUGGCUGGGACGAUUCACAAGACAAUAAAGGCCGCUACCAGACCAUGUUGAGAAGCCAGAGCUAUCGACAAAAGUUUGUCAACUCGGCAGUGCUAUUCCUCCAAAAGUACGGGUUUGAUGGCUUGGAUCUUGACUAUGAAUUUCCUGAUGCUGGUGACAAGGUUGGGUUUGCGUCCUGGGCCCGAGAACUGAAGGCAGCCUUGGCUCCCUAUGGCUAUGAGUUGACGGCGGCCAUUUCGGCGGGUGAGAGUGAAAUUCGGGCAGGUUUGGACAUUCCCAGUUUGUCCCAAAGCUUGGAUGCUAUUCACAUCAUGACGUAUGAUUAUCAUGGCAGCUGGGAGACCCAAGCCGACCAUCAUGCUCCCAUGAGCCAAAGGUCGUGGGACACGGUUCGAAAUGAUGUCAAAAAUACGGUCAAUGUUCUGAGAAGGAUGGGCGCUCCUGCUAACAAGUUAGUCCUGGGUAUUCCAACCUACGGGAAAAGUUUCACGGUCUUGGGCACCAAUGGAGCCCCUCCCAUGCCUUCAAGCGGUGGGGGUGUGGUCGGACCUAUCACCAAUCAAGUUGGUACAUUGUCUUUCAUGGAAAUUUGCCUGAAGAUCAAGAACAAUGCUUGGACUCUGAUCGACGAUCCAGCUGGACCUUACGCUUAUAAAGGAGACCAAUGGGUGGGCUUCGAUACUGCCAAGUCAACCAAGGCCAAGGCUCAAUAUGUUUUGGAUCAGGACCUGGGAGGCGCCAUGAUUUGGGAUCUCCCCUCUGAUGAUUUUUCCAACCAAUGUGGACAAGGACCUUACCCCUUGCUUACUGCCAUCAACCAAGUUCUUACAUAUGCUUCGCCAUAAAUGCAGUUUGAUUUUUGAUUCCAAAUAUAUUUGUUCUUGCAUUAUCA